AUGACCAUGCAGUCACUCGAGCGCCCAUCCCAAGGCUGGCGAUGCCAACAAUGUGGACUCCCUGGAGUUCGCGUCUCCGAUAAUUCCUCCAGCCGCGCAUACUUCAAGUGCGUCCCUUGCAACCGCUCUCUGGGCCUUUGCCCCUGCACUACACCCGGGGCCAGGACGACUUCUACAUGCCCAUGUGGUGCAGCUGCUGAACGCAGAGGUUCCGAGUCAUCGGGUGACGAGGACGAAGUGCCUCGCGGCGUCUCCAUGAUCUCGAUGGGGAGGAAGAACAGCCUCAACCCACACAACCCGGACGAAGGCUUCGACGAGGACUGGGAGGCGAAUUGUAGCCCCGGUUUCAUGGUCAAGAGGUUUAAGGCUUCGGGCAGGGAGUUCCUUCCUCAUUGA
Penicillium brasilianum is the source of this 396-nucleotide messenger RNA. The record is from the annotation of a GenBank genome assembly. Lineage: Eukaryota; Fungi; Ascomycota; Eurotiomycetes; Eurotiales; Aspergillaceae.